Cannabis sativa is the source of this 1343-nucleotide messenger RNA. Its product is annotated as protein GET4. The coding region runs from base 101 to 1075 and encodes 324 amino acids. Gene Ontology annotation, biological process: protein insertion into ER membrane. Gene Ontology annotation, molecular function: protein binding. The transcript is spliced from 13 exons. NCBI's taxonomy places the organism in Eukaryota, Viridiplantae, Streptophyta, Magnoliopsida, Rosales, Cannabaceae. Gene Ontology annotation, cellular component: cytosol. The record is from RefSeq and is a predicted model, not a curated record.
AGUAACUCUUUUUGAGGGUAUUCAUUUCCAACACAGCUGCUUGAUUGAGCCAGACCCAGAUCUCUGCCAUUGAAAUACCUCAAUUCUAAGAAGCAAGGUCAUGUCCGGGGAGAGACCUAGAAGAGGUGUUCUGCCUCCGGCUCAAGAGAAUAUUGAGAAAUUAAAGAAAGUUGUUGAAGAGGGUAACUACUAUGGAGCUCAACAGAUGUACAAGUCUAUAAGUGCAAGAUAUGUAUCUGCCCAAAGGUUUUCUGAAGCUUUGGAUAUUAUUCAUUCAGGUGCUUGCAUCCAAUUGGAUAACGGGCAGGUAACAUGUGGAGCAGAGCUAGCUGUGUUGUUUGUGGAUACACUUGUCAAAGCAAGAGUUUCUUAUGAUGAUGAAACCCUUGACCGUGUCAGGAAAAUUUACAAUAAGUUUCCUCAGAUCCCUGUACCACAACAUUUAGCUGAUGAUGACGAUGUACAACAGCUUUCUGAAGCACUUGGGGCAGCAAAAACACGUGUAGAUGGUUGCUCAUCAUUUUUAAAAGCUGCUAUUAGAUGGUCUGCAGAGUUUGGAGCACCCAGAAAUGGUUCACCUGAACUGCAUGUUAUGCUAGCAGAGUAUAUAUAUUCUGAAUCUCCUGAGGUGGAUAUGACUCGAGUAUCAAAUCAUUUCAUUAGAGGAAACAACCCAAAAAAGUUUGCUUCUGUUUUAGUAAAUUUCAUGGGCAAGUGUUAUCCAGGAGAAGAUGAUUUGGCUAUUUCUCGGGCAAUUCUAAUGUAUUUGUCUUCAGGUAAUCUCAGAGAUGCUAAUCAACUCAUCGAUGAAAUAAAGAGUCAAGUUGAAGAUAGGCAGCUUGACCUUCCUCAUUCAGAUUUGAUCCAAUUCAUUACUUUUCUGCUACAAACGUUGCAGAGAGAUGCUUUACCUCUUUUUAAUAUGCUAAAAGUGAAAUACAAAUCAUGUAUAGACAGAGAUCCUUCUUUUAAGGAGUUGCUGGAUGAUAUUGCUGAAAAGUUCUAUGGAGUACGACGUAGAAAUCCCCUGCAAGGAAUGUUCGGUGAUAUCUUUAAGAUGAUGGGGGCAGAGUAGCAAUUCAAUGACAAUUUUGAUAUCAACUCCUAUCCCAAGUGAUCUGGCUAAUUAACUUAUAAUCUGCCUUUAAUUGAUGCGUUUGAUACGUUUCGGCAGUUACAAUUUUCUUUUUCUUGAGCAGAUGUAGAAAUGGAUCAUAAGUGAUCGUUUCACAGUUUUAAUUUUUGGAAGUAUAUAAGUGAGGAACUGUAUUUAAUAUGUUGUUUAACUUCAUAAUGUGUAAACAUGUUAUUUAUUGAAUUGGCUCAAUUUUCUUUGUCCAUCA